AUGUCGGAGGAAGCGAGCGCGGGCUCUGCCUCCGCGUCACAGGCCUCACAGGCCUCACAGGCCAGUGCUGGUGGUUCUUCCUCGGUAGACCAGGGACCUGCCGCUACCGACCCGAAGGCUUCAGGAGAGGCUAUCGACGAGAUGCUGGCCGCAAAUGACCCCGACAGCAAGAAACGCAAGUACCCAGAGCCCGGCUUCCCAACUGAAAGGCGUAUCGUCGAGUGGGUGCGCGACGAGGAAUCGCUCAGAGCCAACGUCAGCGCCAACCCCAAGCUGUCUAAGGCCAAGCAAAUUCACGCUGGAGGCAAAGCUUCGACAGCCGACAUCGAAGAAGCCCGGGUGGAAUUCAUCAACGAUCAGCGCAAGCAUCACGUCGGCUGUGCCGGGGAGGCGUUGGCUUUCAAGUCCAAAUUCAAGAGCUGGUACCAACGUUUCCGCAAACGGAACAAAUUCAGCAUCCGCCGGCGUACAAGCGUGGGCCAAAAGCUACCGAAGGGACACGAGGGCAUGGCGUGGGCGACGUUGAUGAAGCUGCGUAAGGCUCUCCUGGAGCGUGCUGUCGAGGUCUACGCUCAGCGCUCCCCGCCUGCACCUGGCAAGAGCCCCAUCAGAGGGGAGGACCUGAGUUCAUCGCAGCUGGAGUUGGUGGCCGACGAACUGUUCGAAGAACUGGGCAACAUGGACCAGACGCCAGUCCAGCACGAGAUGCCGGUGGAGACGACUCUGGGAAAGACCGGUGCGAAGGAUGCCCGCAUCGCCACCGGAGGAAAAGAGAAGGAACGCUUCACGCUCUGCCUGGCUGUCUCGGCGGAUGGCAAGAAGGUCCCGCUGCGCAUCAUCUUCAAGGGUACGCCUUUCGUCCCGCCUGCCACGCCCGGGAAGGGAAAGGCGACUCAGCCGCGGAAGAACUCUAUCGCGUGGGAGGUACUUCCUGCGAACCGCUCCAAGCACGGGCUCCCCGUGGGAGGCAUGUCCUUUGGAGUGCAGGAGAAGAGCUGGUGUGACCUGCGGGAGUGCAAGCUCUGGAUCAAGGACAGCUGGAAGCUCCGUCCCAACAACGGCAGCAUCGUCCGGCAGCGCCGAUGCAUCUUGGUGCUGGACGACUUCAAGGACCCCAAGACGGGCAAGCUGGCACCGCCGGGGCGUGGGGCCGUCGCUACUUGGUGCAAGAACGCGUGGGCAUCCAUCACCCCCGAGACAGUCAAGACUUGCUUCAAGAUCUGCGGCCUCACGCUCGCGCUCGACGGCAGCGAAGACCACGCCUGGUGCCUGCACAACUUCGGGGACGGCUACCGCGAGCUCCUGGAGCAGCAGCGCGUCGAAUGGCUUGCGGAACACCCCAACGUGACUCUGCCGCCGCUCCAACUUCCGAAGGUACCAGCCGAAUCAACCGCCAAUCACAUCGAGGCUGCAGCAAAGGAGCUCGAGGCGGGGCUUUUGCCUCGCGGCGACGACAGCGACAUCGAGAUUGAGGAUGACGACAGCGAUGUAGAAGUCGUGGAAGGGGCGGGGGAUGAAGAAGUGAUCGAGCUGUAA
This is a messenger RNA of Ectocarpus sp. CCAP 1310/34, 1536 nucleotides long. Lineage: Eukaryota; Phaeophyceae; Ectocarpales; Ectocarpaceae. The record is from the annotation of a GenBank genome assembly.